AUGGUAUCCCUGUACAACUCCAUGAUCAGAUCACUGCUGGCUCAAAUACAUCCAGAUAAUGCUAUUGUUUUAGAUGCGGGUUCCUCCAAAACCAAGCUGAUUGUCUACAAGAUAGAUGCGAAUGUUCCGCCGUUAGAUGUCAAAGAUAUUCAACUGCAGGGUGGUUUCAAAGUAAAGCCUGGGCUCGCUUCACUUGCUGGAAGCCCAAGUGCUGUUGAUGGUUAUCUGAAGCCCUUGUUGGACGCAGCAAUGAAGAUCGUCCCAGUAGCGAAACACGCCUCUACUCCAAUCUUCCUAUUCGCCACAGCAGGAAUGCGACUAAUAAGGAAACGCCAAUCCGACGCCAUAAUGAACAAAGUUAAAAUGUUAUUUAAUGACAAAGCCAAAUGUCCAUUUACGUUCAACCCUGAAACGGAUGUAAAAGUCGUUUCGGGCGCGUUUGAAGGGAUAUACGCUUGGAUUUCUCUUAAUUUUUUAAAGGGUAGAUUUGCUCCUGGGAAUUCUGGGUCAACAUUCGGAAUUCUUGAGAUAGGCGGGGCGUCCCAUCAGACCACGUUUGAAAACCCUUCUAAAGAAACCAUUGCUUUAACAGUAGCAGGAAAGCCAUUUCAAUUUUUUUGCUAG
Porites evermanni is the source of this 624-nucleotide messenger RNA. The record is from the annotation of a GenBank genome assembly. Lineage: Eukaryota; Metazoa; Cnidaria; Anthozoa; Scleractinia; Poritidae.